AUGGCAUCCGUACAGUCUACCCCGCAGGAAAUUAACAUAUUCGCGAUCCUGUACCCUGCUCCUAGCAAGAUGAAUAGAGUCAAGGAACUCCUGGCUGGUCAUGCUGCUGCGACACACAAGAACGAAGACCGCACAGUGCGCUUCAUCGUCACAGAGUCCGUUGAUCCUUCCGCAGAGGCAGCGCUUUAUCUUUUCGAGACCUAUUCGAGCAAGGAUGACGCCGAUAGACAUCUUCGGUCGGAGAACUUCCAGAUUCUCCUGAAGGCCGCCCAAGAAGAGGAGCUCAUGGCGAAACAUCCGCAAAUUGUCUUCACGAAGACUUUCGCCGGCUACGACUUGGAUCGCAAGCUGGUGCAAUAG
Messenger RNA from Cyphellophora attinorum, 360 nucleotides. RefSeq lists its product as uncharacterized. NCBI's taxonomy places the organism in Eukaryota, Fungi, Ascomycota, Eurotiomycetes, Chaetothyriales, Cyphellophoraceae. The coding region runs from base 1 to 360 and encodes 119 amino acids. The transcript is spliced from 3 exons. The record is from RefSeq and is a predicted model, not a curated record.